Messenger RNA from Seminavis robusta, 3583 nucleotides. The record is from the annotation of a GenBank genome assembly. Lineage: Eukaryota; Bacillariophyta; Bacillariophyceae; Naviculales; Naviculaceae.
AGCCCACAUUUUCCGAGAGCGGUUUGGAUUUUCCCCAUCAAUAGAAAGCUGAUCGGCAAUCACUCCUCACAACGCAACAUCAGUGUACCCAACAGGCGCAACUACUCCGCCUUGCCAAAAAAGCAAGAUUUAUCUCUCCCUCUCAACAACAUUCUGUUGAAGGUGGAGUCUCUGGUUGGAUCGGAUUCGAAAGCGGAUACCCUCGUUUGGCUUUUUCGUUGUGGCAAAAGGACUGAGGAACUGUUAUCCGGUUGGCCCAGCCACAAAUCUCCUACCCGUACUGACAAGAUCGGUCCAGCAGCACGGUAUCGCUCAACAAGAUUGAUCGAAGACCCACAAAAACUUUCCAGAACACAAAACUGACUUUUAACUAUCACGAUGGCGUCCUUCUUAUCGUUUGUAUACCGUCGGCAAACAAGCGCUCCAGCGAGCUUUGACUCAUCUACACGUCGAGGCGCCGCAGCAGCAGAAGCACGACACUCUCUUCCUAGCAGCAUCGGCAAAACUGAAGACAUUACUGAGCUUGAUGGCAACCGCCCCCAGUUCUUACCUCCUGGGGUCAGUUCCAGCGGGAGCAGUGAAUCAGCCUGGGCAGCUCCCCACAACUUGAGCAGCCACGAUGAGUCGGAAGAUUCCUCCGUUGUGGUACUCGACGAUGAUGAAGAUGAUCGCUUCCUCUCGUCACCCUUCACCCCUGAAGGCUUGCUGCCACGAAAGUCUGUGGAUAGCAUGCGCCGAAAUCUCAAGUUGGAGAUGCCUCCUCGCGCUUUGGACAAGUCAAUGUCGUCAGCUCACACUGAAGCCGAGUUUUCUGGAGUGGCCAAGAUCCUGGCAGGAAGGGUCAAGCCCCAAGGAAAUGCUAUGAAAUCCCCUGCUCGGGCCAGCAGUAAAAGUCAAAACAUUUACAGGGACGCCGAAGGCGAUUCUGACGAAGACAACAUGAUCUUGCCACCACCACAGUAUAUGGUACAAAGCACGUCUACAUUUGGAUCUUCCAUCCAAUCGCCACCAGUUUCUACCUCGUCCUUUUACUCCAAGCAUUCGUCGAAGAACCAUGCCCCCGUGGCCAUGUCUCCCGUGCUUCAGGUGGGCCAAGCCCGCACUGCCGUCGGGGCUCUGGUCGCGCUGAGAGAGGCUGCCAACAGUCACCCGAAUGCGUCCAUUGCCAUGUCGUCAUCGUCCGCGAAACAAGCCGAGCAAAAGACGACUGCAAAGAGUGAACCAGCUGGGCAGAAAAAGAAGAGCCGACACCAACAUCACUUGACGAAGCAACACUCGUUCCCCAUGAGUGUAUUGCCCCCGCGUCCCAAGGAGUUUGAUCAGGUGGAGCAACAGCAUCCUGUGGAGGAGGAAGAAGUUGCGCCUCCAAGAGAUGAGAAUGCCAAUGUUCCUUACCAUCCGUCAGCCAUCGGAGUUCGAAGACGUAGUGAUGGUGUAUUCAACACGGCUUCCAUUGGGACCGGCUUGGAGCCUUCUCGAACGGGUGGGGUAUCUCAAUUUCAGCGUUACGGCGUUCAUACCUUGGAUAACAACAGGAUACAUCUUUCGUCUUCGAUGUCAUCCAAGAGCAGCAUGAUUUCCACCGGGCAACAAAUGGACGAGCAGCUUUCUACUGCAAGGACUUGGGCCGCGGCGGGGAGUCUGGCGUUGUCGGAUGCCUUGGCAACAGCCAACUCAGAGCCGAAAGCGAUUGCCUACGAUGAAGUUGAAGAGGAUUUUGACGAUCUAUUGGUUGCUCGCAAGUUCCGAAACCAAGAGAUGCAAAAGGAGCGCAUGAAGUUGGAAGAUACUUUCUUUGAGCUAGAAGAGGAGCACGAAUCGGAGUAUACCAGAGACGAAGAGGAUUAUGGUGAGGAGGCAUCUGAAUAUUAUCCUGAGCAGGAAGUUGAAGAGACCCACUACCGGUACAAGGAGACUGAUGGCAUUGACUUUGAGGAUGCCCUGCUUCGGCGCAAAGCCCGCAACCAACGUCAUGAAACGGAAAAGUUUCUACACGAAGUAGUCGCACGCUUGAGAGACAAUCUGGACCUGGUCGCCGAUAUCGAAGCUGCUGCCAGUCGGACUGUGGCUGCUAUGGGUAGCUGGUUCGUCAAGACGCCCAUUGAUACUGAAAAUCUUCUUACUGGAUUCUCUUUCGAGCGUCGAAACAAGCUCUUGUCAUGCAUUGACUCUAUUCUCAACGAGAUGGCACUUGCUCAGCCUGAAGAAUUCAUUGUGUCUCCUUCGAAGGUGCCCGUUAUGGCUGUUAGCCACGACACGCUAACACAGGCAUUGCACUUUUGUCGCGCACUGAUUGUGUCCGCGAUUCCAAGAAACGAAAGGGAAAAGAUGGUGAAAGAACUGCCUUGUGAUGAAGUAAACUCAAACCAACAGCAUCUAUUCGUUUGGAAGAGUCUCCCAGAACUCAACCACGCCCUUGGCAUUGUUGCUCCGCCACAGACGCCGGUCACAGUUCGCGGUGGUGGGACAUCCUUGUUUUCACUGCCCGAAGAGUCUGGAGCUGAAACUCCUCACACUUCGAACGUGAGUCUGGCUACGAGCAUUACGUCCGUCAACACGUACAACGCUCCCAGGCAGAGAGCAAACCAAUCGGCGCGCCCGCAGUUGAUUCUGCAACAGGAUGGACUUCAACUUCGCCAAACUGUCCAAGUCAUCUCAUCGUUGCUGCAGAAGCUAUCUUUGGCUUGCAUGGACCUGGGAGAGGUCAAUGCCGGCAAGCAAAGCACCGACAUGGCUCGAAAAUACGUUUUGGCCUGCGACAACAUCAAGCAGCUGUACCUACGGUUACUUACCAUCAAGAAGGAAGAUGCCAAAGCUCUAAUGGGAACGUUCUACUUGGAAUCGCAGUCUCCUGAGAGCAACGCCAUGAUUGCUCGAGAGGUUUCUGCGGACGAAGAGGACAUGGCUGAGACACACUCGAAGGACAUGCGGGCUGUACGAACCGUACCCAUGUUCAGUGGUCGAUUUCAGGGCCAAAAUCGAGGUCAAACGACGUUGCUCGUCGAUCGUGUUGGGAACUCGAUGUCGUUUGGUGGUCCUACCCCAAUGCCUUCGCCCAGGAGGAGCUCGUAUCCAUUGGAGAUGCCGCGGCAACAACCCAGGGAAAGCAGGGGCAUGAGCUUGUUUUCCCCAUCCACGGAAGAUAUGAGAAGCAAGGCCAGCGACUACUCAAUCCCCUAUGAAUUGGACGACCUGCGCCGCCAAGUGGGCAGCUAUGACAGGGAUGACAGCGACGACACCGAGGAGCGAGAUGGACCAUGUGAAAACGGAUUUGAGACUCGAGAAGAGGCGGAGGAGUGGCGAGCGAUGUAUGAAAACGUGUCCUUGGCGGCCUCAUCCCUCCGAUCAUUAGGACAACCACAAGCCAAGAGCACAGCCAGGUAGGAAGGUACACACAUGAAAUUGCGUCAGUCAAGGGACACAGAAAAAUACAUAAACGGGCGGGAACUCUCGUUGGCUGUGAACCAGUCUCUCUAUAGUAAAAAAGAAAGAGCCAACGAGAGAUAUACAAGGAUAAACAAUAACACAAAAUUUUGCCCAUUAAUUACACUUCACUAAUUCCAAAUCUAUCUCUAUCAAUAUC